AUGAUAUCCACCCAUUGGUUUCCAUGCAGGUUGAUAGCUUUGUUCGUUCUUCUCUCUUUACAUAUUUGGUUUACCGCGUUUGGUCAAUGGAUUUCUCGGGCUAGAAGAGCUACAUUCAACGAACAUAAUCUUCUGCUGACCUAUCAACCAAGAGCUUACACACACGGUCAUCUUUUCGUCCCUGAUCCACCGACACCAUGCGGAUUCUCGAAAAAUCCAACUGAAUCAUGUACUGAUUCGGAGUUUCGUCAAGCCCGUGAUGCACAUUACAAGGAUGAAUUCCACAGAGCCGUGAACACAUCUGCUGAAAAAAAGUUUAUUCAACAAGAGAAGGUAGAGACGAUGCGAAUCGAGUUUGAUCAAACCACGUCACCAUCUUCAUCGCCCAGUAGAUCUGACAAGUCGCCUAAUUUUCAUAUUUGA
Messenger RNA from Caenorhabditis briggsae, 423 nucleotides. Bases 1 to 423 code for a protein of 140 amino acids. The record is from RefSeq and is a predicted model, not a curated record. The transcript is spliced from 4 exons. NCBI's taxonomy places the organism in Eukaryota, Metazoa, Nematoda, Chromadorea, Rhabditida, Rhabditidae.